Molecule: messenger RNA, 2015 nt
Organism: Folsomia candida
Lineage: Eukaryota; Metazoa; Arthropoda; Collembola; Entomobryomorpha; Isotomidae
Product: zinc finger protein 567
Exons: 8
Coding region: 26-1831 (601 amino acids)
Biological process (GO): regulation of transcription by RNA polymerase II
Molecular function (GO): DNA-binding transcription factor activity; RNA polymerase II cis-regulatory region sequence-specific DNA binding
Source: RefSeq, a predicted model, not a curated record
CUGGGGCCCACGGGGCUAGGGGCUGAUGCCCACGCCAUUUGAAUUGCGACUUGGUGCCAGCGGGAUUUGUCUCUUCUUCAUGCUUUCACUGCAAAAAAAGCAGCUGAGCUACAUGUAUAGCCUGCAAAGUGUACACACAGACGCCAUGGAGGCCGACGUGGCGACCGAGUUAUCGGCGGAGGUCGACUCUCUGAAAACAUUUUUAUCCAAGAGUCGCCAAAGGAUUCGCCAAAUUGCUCGGCGCGCAGGGCUCAAUACUGACCAAGAUAAAAUUGACGCAAAACUAAGUGAUGUUACAAGACUGCUAAAUUUGCUUAAUGAAAUUUUGUCCUUGACAUUUGCCGACCUUUUCACUGGCUCCACUUCCCUUUGUGGCGCUCUGGGGAGCACUCCGACACAUAAUUAUGCCGAUGACCACGGCGACGCGUUUGAUCAUUGUGAAGUCGACGUGAAAGAAGAACUGCUGUGUUCGUCUCCAAUCCAAGAAGAUGGCGACUUUGACCCUCUUUACAUUCCAAACGAAGAAGAUCUUGGAAUUUGUAUCAAACCUGAUAAUUUAGACUGUAGUAAUAACAGCGACAAUGACCAGAAUUUAGUUUUAAAGUCUAAUCCUCUCAAUAAGAAGACGCCGCCAGGCCAGCGCAUUAAUAAGGUUCGGCAAAGUCGGAAAGAGAAAGUUGUCAAAAUAGGAAGUAAAUUAAGUUGCCAGCAUGUAAAAAAUGUGAAUAACACUGCAGAUACUGGCAAGAAUGUAGGGUCAGGCGAGGUUAAGAAAGAACCCGGUAAACCUGACCUCCGCAUCGUCCUGGACAGACUAAAUAAAAUGGAGUUCGCCAAGUGGAAAGUUCAGGAACCACGACCUCUCCAAGAUUGUAGCAGUGACGACAACGAUGACCACCCUGACCCGGAUUAUAAUGAUGACGAUUACAUCCUCCCAUAUUCUAACCCUCCUUCGGACGACGAAUAUAUUCCCGACAAUGAAUCUGCCCCUUCUCGGAAACAAAAGCCUUGUCCCGCCUCCAAAAAACGGAAAUCAUCCAUUAGGAAGAAGAAGAAUAAGUCUCCCGUCACUUGUCCUUAUUGCGGCCUUGUCUCCAACAGCUCUGGCAGUUAUCGUAGACACAAAAUGCUAUUCCACACUGCCGCAGAUCCGCGCCCUCGCAAAGCCCCGAUCUCUCAGUGUCACUUGUGUGACCUUCGAUUCGGGUCGAAAACCUCCCUCGCCACGCAUCUUUCCACCAUCCACGCAACCCAGCCCCUAGACGAUCUUACCCAAUUCGAAGUCACCGAUAGGCCCCCGGGCAGGACGAAAUUUCGAAAUUUUCGUUGCCCCGACUGCUCCAAAGUGAUCGGCCAGGUGCAGAAUUUCUUAAAUCAUAGACUAAUCCACUCCGGGGAGAAGCCGCAUCCCUGCCCCACGUGUGGGCUCGCAUUCCGCAAGAAGGGCACACUCCAACGCCACUGUGAAAGUCAACAUCUCAAAGAGGAGAAGAAAUUCUUAUGCGAACAUUGUCCUAAAUCGUUCCUCUUUAAGUAUACGUUGGUAGCUCAUCAAAAUUUGAUGCACCCGGAGGGGCCCAGAGCUAGCUUUUUGUGCUCCAAGUGUCCCAAGGAAUUUACGUUGAAGAGGAACUUGGAAAGACACAUGAUUCUGGUUCAUGAACAGCUGAGGAGCUACAAGUGUCCCCUGUGUGACAAGGCGUUCAAGCAGAAUGCUCAUUUACGGUAUCAUUUGAAAACGCACGAGAAUCCUGGAGGGAGGCAAAGGGGGCUGAAUCGGGUGAAAGAACAGAUUGUUGAGGAGGAGGAUUCGAUGGAGGGAAACACUUGAUCCGUAAUUUAUUGUGUAUUUGACAAUUAUUUAUUGAGCAAAAUUUAAAAAAUACAAUGUAUACAAUGUCGAUUUUAAAGGUAAAUUAAAUAAAGCCAAUGUUUUCUAGCCUUGUAAACUAUGCAUUUAUCUGUAUAAGGAUAUAUUUAAUAAAAUAUGCCUCCGUGUGUAAAUUUGCCAUAAA